Mucor mucedo is the source of this 678-nucleotide messenger RNA. Its product is annotated as thaumatin. The transcript has a single exon. NCBI's taxonomy places the organism in Eukaryota, Fungi, Mucoromycota, Mucoromycetes, Mucorales, Mucoraceae. The record is from RefSeq and is a predicted model, not a curated record. Bases 1 to 678 code for a protein of 225 amino acids.
AUGGUUAGAUUUGUCACCCUUCUCACUACUCUUGCUGGCAUGAGCGCUGUUAUGUGUGCUCCUACUGAUGGUGUCUCUAUUACAGUCAAGAACAACUGUGCCAAUUCUAUCCAAGUCAAUCAAUUAACCAACGAACAAGCUACUAGCGACAAAAGCUCUGUUGUCUCUGCUGGUGACUCUACUACUAUCAAUGUUGGUUCUACUUGGGGUGGUCGUAUCUGGGCAAGAGAAGGCUGUUCCGGUGAUAGCGAUUGUCAAGUCGGUGCUCCUGCUUCUCUUGCUGAAUUCCUUAUGGGCGGUGCCCUUGGUAAAGAUUACUAUGAUGUCUCCUUCGUAGAUGGUUUCAACUUGCCUAUUCAAAUCUCUGCUAACAGUGGUUCUGGCUCUGGUGCUGAAUGUGGCUCUCCUACUUGUGCUACAUUGCCCACUUGUGAUGGUGAACUCGAAUACAAGGACUCUAAUGGUAAGGCUGUUGCCUGUAAGUCUGCCUGUAGUGCUUUCUCUACUGAUGAAUACUGUUGUACUGGUUCUUUUGGUCGUGGUGUCUGUGAUGCCAACAAGUAUUCCAUCGAAAUCAAGAAUGCUUGCCCUGAUGUUUACAGUUAUGCUAAUGAUGACAGCUCUUCUAUGUAUGCUUGUCAAUCUACCGAUUAUACCGUCACUUUCUGUCCUGCUUAA